AUGGCGCUCACGUUUUACAGUUUAUUGGAAGCUUGUCUUUUAAUGGUUAAUGCUGUCGCUGUGCUUCAUGAAGAACGUUUUCUAGCUAAAGGUAUUUGUAGAUAUUAUCUUAUCCAAUUGUUAGUCUGUAUCUCGGUUUAUCUUUCUUUCAUCAUCCAUGAAAUUAUUGAAAUGGGAAUUUUCUCUGCUCGUGUUUAAAAUUACCGCUGGAACACCGAUAACACAGGGAAAAUGUACACUGUACAUGUAGUCUCAAUUUACAUGUGAAGUAGAAAUAAUGGUAUUUACAAAUACCGGCUGGAAGGUGCAUGAAAUGUAAUGCUAAACAGGAUACAGAGUUUCACAGAGAUCAGCUGGAAUAGGCCACUUGCACUAAGAGGUCACGUGACCAAUGCUUUCUUUAAAGAAUGAGUGGGAAUCUUGCUGAUGCCAAAAAUUGACAGAGCACAUAAAAAUUGUCUUACACCCGAAAUUUGAGAGGAAACGCAUUUAAUAGAGAUAUUUUAUGGCACUUUGGUUUUUCAACAAAGUAGUAUCAUUUGUAUUGGCCGCCAUUUUUAUAGAGGGCAUACUCUUGCCCUCCAACAUGGCGGCCAAAACUACUUUUUGCUUGUAUCUUGUUAAACGUUUGAUAAUUAUGCACAGAUAUGCUGAAAACGUUACCACAUGAUCUUUUCAACAAUUUCCUUGAAGUUUAAGUGCAAAAUUUUUGUUCAGAAAGAGGUAAUUCAUAGAUUUAAAAAUCACAUAUUGGUCACGUGACCAGCUACGAAGUUACUUCGUUUUAAGAAAAUGGUGCUGGUUUGGCAAACAAAAUCACUAUUAUUUUGUUCAAGAUAUGACCCACUAAUGGUUUUUUGAAGGAAAAAUCAUAUAACUUUCAUUUUCAUAAAAAUGAUGUGACAUGAACUCUUAGUGCAAAAUAAUGGCCUAUUUGUGAAUAAUUUUUCUAUUCAUUCUAGAUAAAGAUUUUCUUACUCAGUGUUCUAUUGGACUGAGCUAAACGAAAUUGUGUGGGAUGCGCUAAUUUUCUUCAGACUGUCUUCAUUACUGGUCAGUCUGAAUCUUUUCUUAGGGUGAGAGAGGUUUUUAAACCAACUAUACAAUGUAUGUUUAAAGCAGAGGCAUGCUUUGCACUCCCCAAGGAAAAUGACCCCAUUGUACUUAAAUGUGGAUAAGGUCUCCCUUUUACAUUUUUUUGUCAAAAUUUAAAAUGGAUAUAAUAUAACUACAGUGGAGCAAACAGCGUGCAAAGAAAGUAGUGUCUGAUAGCCCGGGGCUAGUGGAUUUUGCUAUCGGGCUAGUGAAAUCUGUUUUUAACUUGCUCGACGGGCAAGUGAUGUUCUUUGAGGAAUUUGAAUAACAGAAAAAGUGUGAAAUCAAUUCUGCUCGACGAAAAGCUUUUGGGGCUAGUUAAAAUGACAUCUGGGCUAGUAAAUGCUAGCUUCAGCUUGCCCGAAUGGCAAGCUGUAAAAAUGAUUUUCUUUGCACCCUGGCAAACUUAAUGCAGAGUGGCCACUGUACCACAAUGUAAGUUUGUGCAUUGCAAGUUGACAGUCUUGAAUCAAUCCUUGAAACUCAAGUCUAGUCUUUUCAAACUUGUCAGCAAAACAGGAAAAUCAGGGUCUUAUGUAGUGAGAACAAGGAAGAGGCGCAUAGGUAGACAUAGUGUUGAAAAUAGUGCAACAUUUCUUGAAAUCUCCAUAAGUAAAGCAUAAUCUACGCAUAGCUGUACCCUCCCAUGUGGAGAAAAUGCAGGGCAUAGGGGGUGGGGGGUAUGGCUUAUAAACCGCAGAUGAUUGACUUGACACUUGAAACUUCUGUAACCUAUAACUGUGAACAGGCACUUAAGAAGUGAAAUCUAUUUGUGUUAUACAAAUGAUGUUAGAGAGGAAGGAAACAGCUUCAUGGCAUCCAGCUCUUCAAUGGUUUGUUGUAAGCACUUACCACUUAUGGGCAUCAACAGUUCGCACUUUUCUCUGUGCGAGGGUUUUGUUUGCACAAUGAGAAAUUCUUCUACCUGUCAACUCUAAUUGAUUGGUCCUUUACACAAGUCAUGCAUGUAUUAUACUUAGUGAGUGUUUCUCCACUGUUUUAUCCUGUAGUGUAUGUAAAUAUUGUGUUUAUUCUUAACUUUAUUGUCCCUCUAGUGGGUUGGGGAACUGACCAGCUGACCGGAUUUGGAGAAGAGAGAGGGACCAAGCAUCAAGUUAUUAAUCUAAUACACUCUGUUAGGACUGUCAUGAGAAGUAAGUUUACCUCUUUAAGCCCUAAGCAUGAACAUCGAUAUAACAAAGGGCCAAGAGGCUGGCAAAAUUUAUUCUCUAUUAAAAGAGGUUUUGUUAUAUUGAGGUUCUUUUUCAUAUGUUUUAUUAUCAUUGGGUUGAAAAAAUAAAAUAUUGUUUGUUAUACCAAGGACUUUGUUAUAAAGAAGUUCGUUAAAUCAAGGUUUCUCUGUUCAGCCCAACUUCCAUGUGCAACCACCCCUCCUAAGCCACCACCUCCUACACUGUACAACCAACCAGUUAACCAAAAAAUUAAAUAUUUUCUCAGUCACAGCCCUAUAGUUGGAACCACAAAAUUAAUGACCACCUCUCAUAAGUGUCCACGACCACUUUUAAAAAUGACAGUUUUGGAGUUUUCCAUUGCUUUUAACCUCUUCCACUUGUAUUUUAGUGACCACCUGAUGUAAUGGUCUGAUCUCUUUUUUCACUGUAUGUACUACACUACUCAGAGUAUGAGGGUUUACCUAUAUCUUAAUAUAUAUUUUCAAAAACCUAGAAAUCGCAUGUAACAUUCCCUUCAAACAGUAGAUGAAUCUGCACUUCACCUGAAAUUUGACUCUUGUAAGCAAAACUACAUGUAAGUCUUAAUGCAUUUUGGGCGGUUGCUUAUGGUAGGUUUGACGGUGUUUUCUACUUUAUUAUUAUUGUUAUUAUCAUUGUCAUAAUUAUUAUCAAUGAAUGUGACUUUGAGCCAUGUUGACUGCAAUAGUUUGUUAGUUGUUGUUUGAAUGUUAAGUUUCUCUAUCUUUCCUGUUUCAGUUCCUCUUAUACUGUUAAACUCUCUGACAAUACUGUUGCUGCUGCUGAUGGGAUAAGCUCAUACAAAAACUAAAAAUUAUAAACAUUCCUGCUCACUGAAGAUGCUCUGGAUUGCAACUGGAUUGAAUUGUACAGUCCUCUUGAGAUGGGGAUAAAUCAAGGUCAAGACAACAUAUGAACUGUAAAACCAUUGCUACAGUUGGCUGUUUUGGAUCAAGUACUGUGUCAGUGACACCAACCAAAGUGGUUUAUUGCACAUCUCUGCUUUUCAAACCAUUUUCUUUUUCAUACUGUGUUAAUUAGGAUUAUGAAUUAGGGUCAUUGGUCAGGGCUGCAUUGUUCCAAAGAUGUUUGGAGCAAACCCAGCAUGGAAUUUUUAUAUGACAGUACUGAAUCGGUAUUGAAUAAGUGCCGCCCUUGAAUACAAAUGUACAUGUGACGCAACCACCCUAUAAAGAAGCAAUGACUUCAAAUUAGGGCUGCAUUUGAGGCACAAAGACUUUUUUCCAGUAAAUACGGUAACCAUAAUUUUGUAGAAAUUGGCCCAGAAGUGAACCGUUUACUACAGUUUCAGCUGAUAGUUUAUGGUUGAACCUUGUACAAUGUCAUGCCUCCAUUUACCUAAACUAGGAUAAGAAAGUGGGUAUCUUACUACUUGUUGAUUUUAAGGGUCUAGAAUAAAGGAUGC
Porites lobata is the source of this 3732-nucleotide messenger RNA. The record is from the annotation of a GenBank genome assembly. Lineage: Eukaryota; Metazoa; Cnidaria; Anthozoa; Scleractinia; Poritidae.